GUUUCGAAUUCAGUUUUCAAUGAACCAUUAAAUCAAAAACAUAACAUAAAAGUGUUCUUCACAAGUUUUCAAAGCCACAAUUAAGCCUUCGAGAAUUCGAAACGAGAACAGGAAAAUAUUUGUUUUAACAAACUGUGCAUAACUUGGAACAUUUUCAGUGGGUAGGUUAAAUUUACAAGUGCCGUGUACGGACAGUAAAUAAAAUGAAGGUUCUAUUCCUUUUAUCGGCCGUGUUGGCCGUUUUCGGAUCUGAGGAAAAGAAGGAUGCUGAUAUUGGGACUGUGAUUGGUAUUGAUCUAGGAACCACCUAUUCUUGUGUUGGAGUGUUUAAGAACGGCAGAGUUGAGAUUAUUGCCAACGACCAGGGAAACAGAAUCACACCCAGCUACGUGGCAUUUACAGCCGACGGAGAAAGAUUGAUUGGAGAUGCUGCCAAGAAUCAGCUGACAACUAACCCUGAGAACACUGUGUUCGACGCUAAGCGACUGAUUGGUCGUGACUGGUCUGACAAAACUGUCGCCAGCGACAUGAAAUAUUUCCCCUUCAAGCUUGUUGAGAAGAAUGCUAAGCCGCAUAUUCAGGUUGAGACUAGCCAGGGACAGAAAACAUUCGCCGCAGAGGAAAUCUCCGCCAUGGUGCUGACUAAGAUGAAGGAAACCGCCGAGGCGUAUCUUGGCAAGAAGGUCACCCACGCCGUUGUCACCGUCCCCGCCUACUUUAACGAUGCCCAGAGACAGGCUACAAAGGAUGCCGGAGUCAUUGCUGGUCUUAAUGUUAUGAGGAUUAUCAACGAACCUACCGCCGCUGCCAUUGCUUACGGUAUGGACAAGAAGGAUGGAGAGAAGAAUGUUCUUGUUUUCGAUCUUGGAGGUGGUACCUUUGAUGUCUCUCUGCUUACAAUUGACAACGGAGUUUUUGAGGUCGUCUCUACCAACGGAGAUACUCAUCUUGGAGGAGAAGAUUUCGACCAGAGGGUCAUGGAGCACUUCAUCAAGCUGUACAAGAAGAAGAAGGGCAAGGAUCUCAGAAAGGACGUGCGAGCUGUUCAGAAGCUGAGACGUGAAGUUGAGAAGGCCAAGAGAGCACUGUCCGCCGCUCACCAGGUUCGUGUUGAGGUUGAAUCUCUGAUUGAUGGAGAGGAUUUCUCAGAGACUCUGACCAGAGCUAAAUUUGAAGAACUUAACAUGGAUCUGUUCCGUGGAACCCUCAAACCCGUCCAGAAGGUUCUAGAAGAUGCUGAUCUUAGUAAGAAGGAUAUUGACGAGAUUGUUCUUGUUGGAGGUUCAACUCGUAUCCCCAAGAUCCAGGCUCUUGUCAAGGAGUUCUUCAAUGGAAAGGAACCCUCCAGAGGAAUCAACCCUGAUGAAGCUGUUGCCUAUGGAGCUGCUGUCCAGGCUGGAGUCCUCUCUGGAGAACAGGAUACUGGAGAUCUAGUCCUGCUCGACGUUAACCCACUGACCCUUGGUAUUGAAACUGUCGGAGGAGUGAUGACCAAGUUGAUCUCCAGGAACACUGUUAUUCCCACCAAGAAGUCCCAGAUUUUCUCCACUGCUGCUGAUAAUCAGAACACUGUCACCAUCCAGGUUUUUGAGGGAGAGCGUCCCAUGACCAAGGACAACCAUCAGCUUGGUAAAUUUGAUCUGACAAACAUCCCCCCAGCACCCAGAGGAGUUCCCCAGAUCGAGGUCACCUUCGAGAUCGACGCCAAUGGUAUCCUCCAGGUGUCUGCUGAGGACAAGGGAACUGGAAACAAGGAGAAAAUUACCAUCACCAACGACCAGAACAGACUCACCCCCGAGGACAUCGAGAGGAUGAUUAAUGAUGCUGAGAAGUUUGCUGAUGAGGACGCUAAGCUCAAGGGACGUGUUGAGGCUAGGAACGAGCUCGAGAGCUACGCUUACAGUCUUAAGAACCAGAUCGCUGAUAAGGAAAAGCUUGGUGGUAAACUGAGUGAUGACGAGAAGGAGAAGAUUGAAGAGAUCUUGACUGAGAAGAUCGCUUGGUUGGAGGAGAACCAGGAGGCUGAUGCCGAGGAGCUGAAGGCUCAGAAGAAGGAGAUGGAGGAUAUUAUUCAACCUAUUAUUGCUAAACUGUACCAGGGUGCUGGUGGAGCUCCCCCCGGCGGUGAAGAGGGAGGAGAGGAGGAUGAGGACCUCAAGGAUGAAUUGUAAUCUCAUCUCAUCCCAUCCCUCGCCCCUAUAGACAUUUAAUUAAUAGCGGCGGGGCGGUACAAGGCUGUUAAAAGUGAGAUCACGUGACCAGAGAAAUCUGUGAACUACGGUUUGCAUAAAAUCCACUAAGUUCGUGGAAAAAUCCGCGCAUUCCGAGCACUCAUGACCUUAAGAACCCAAGGUCUUGAAUGAAAUGUAAACCAAUGAAUGAUAUGAAUGUAAAUCCAUAUUUAUUAUUUGUUGAUAAGUUUUGUGAUAUGAAUAAAUCUUCUGUUAGGUUUUAAUAAAAACUUUUAAAUUAGUUA
Eurytemora carolleeae is the source of this 2476-nucleotide messenger RNA. It is a transcript of the gene Hsc70-3, whose product is annotated as heat shock 70 kDa protein cognate 3. Gene Ontology annotation, cellular component: endoplasmic reticulum chaperone complex; nucleus; cytoplasm. The transcript is spliced from 6 exons. Gene Ontology annotation, biological process: cellular response to unfolded protein; protein refolding; endoplasmic reticulum unfolded protein response. Bases 204 to 2171 code for a protein of 655 amino acids. Lineage: Eukaryota; Metazoa; Arthropoda; Copepoda; Calanoida; Temoridae. Gene Ontology annotation, molecular function: heat shock protein binding; misfolded protein binding; ATP-dependent protein folding chaperone. The record is from RefSeq and is a predicted model, not a curated record.